UACAAGCUUUUGCUGUCUAAUGCUCUUUUAUCGUCUCAAACCCGUCACUCAGAUCUGUGCAACACGGCAACCAGCAAUUGCUGCUUUGAUAGAUUUUCAAUUUUGGUUGAUUCUCCUAACUGGAUUAGGUUGAUUUUCUUCCUAUAUCCAGUCAAUAGCUUUCUACAGUUUAUUUCUUGAAAUGUUAUGACAAUCAAGAUAAGGCGGUAUGGCUAAGACUUCAGAAGAGGUUCUGUUGAUCAUAAACCAUGUUCGCCACAAGAAGAUGGAUGGUUCACUUUAUUUGAUGGGGGAGCGACUCGCCUGGAUGCAAGUGCACAAAAAUUCCUUUAGUAUAAGCCAUCCAUACUCAGACAUUAAAGUACAAAAAAUUUCCCCUGGUUCUAAAGAGAAAGUUCAGCUACAGAUUUUGAUGCACGAUGGCACAGCCAACACGUUCCACUUCAACCAUUCGCAGGGUCGUGAAGCGCAAAUCAGGGACAGAGAUGCUAUUAAGGAACUUCUCCAGCAAUUAUUACCACAGUUUCGACAGAAGGUUAACAGUGAGUUGGAGGAGAAAAAUAAACUUUUGCAGGAAGAUCCAAAACUCUUUCAGCUCUACAAAGAUCUUGUUGUUAGCCAGCUGAUGUCUGCUGAAGAAUUCUGGGCUAACCAUUCAGCAAAAUUUUCUAAUUCUAAUAAUGAUAAGAAUCAAACUGUUGGUGUUUCUGCUGCUUUUUUAGCAGAUAUCAAACCACAGACUGACGGAUGUAAUGGACUCAGAUACAACCUUACACCAGAUGUUAUAGAAUCAAUUUUUAAGACUUAUCCAAUGGUUAAGAAGAAACAUGCAGAAAAUGUUCCUCACAAAAGUUCAGAAAAUGAAUUUUGGACCAAGUUUUUUCAAUCCCAUUAUUUUCACCGUGAUCGCAUCAAUAUUGGUAACAAAGAUAUGUUCUCAGAAUGUGCUAAAAAUGAUGAAGACGAGAUCAAACAAGACAUAGAUCGUAAUGUGUGCAAUCCGUUCUUGGAUUUAACUCAGAUCAAAGAUACAUCCUUGGGAGAGGGUUAUGGUGCCAUGAAUGAGGAGAGGCAGACCAGCACAAAUCUGGCUAAUCUUUCAAUAAUACGACGCUUUAACUACCAUUCCACAAUGGUGCUCAAAACUUGCCAAGCACAAAGCCGGGAGGCAGCAGCAGCCAAUGCUUCUGGUGAUGUCUCUUCAACCAGCCUUAAUGGCAGUGACCAAACUGCCACAAAAUCAAAACCGAACCCUUCUGAAGCUAGUGACCAGCCAACUGAAAAGAAGGCUCGAAUCAUGGAGAAGAUUCACUACACAGACCUUGAGGAAGACAUUAGCUCAUCUGCAACUUCAUUAAGUUUGACAAAAAUGGAGCGCUAUCUGCAUGGGCCAACACCUAUAUCAGCAUCUCUAUAUUCAACCAAUGACAAUGUCGUUCAGGCAGCUCAGAUGGUUCACCAGAAAUUGCCUCAUUGGUUACCAGCUUUGUCUCAGGUUCUUCCAGUUCAUUUAGCUCUCAGUGUGUUGGGAGAACUCUCUCCUGGUGGAAGUUUGAUGCAAAGAACAAGUCAGCAAGAUCUACAACAAAUAAUUCCUGUUGAUACUCAAGAAGAACUCCAACAGAUCUACAGUGCAUUGUGUGAACUAUUGAGACACUUUUGGUCCUGUUUUCCAGUAUCUUCCAAGUUCUUAGAAGAGAAGGUUGUCAAGAUGAAGACAACUUUGGAGAGAUUCCAUAUCAAUAAACUGAACACAUUCAAAGAACAUUUGAUUAGUCAGCAUUAUUCCAUUAAUCUUACUGGCCACAUGGAGGAGAUGCUAAAUGCUGCAUAUAACAAAUUUGAAACUUGGCAGAGCAAACGCCUUACCAAGAGAUGAAACCAUACAGUUUAGGUAUAUUGUACAGUGUAAUGAUUUAUUUAGUGAUGGUGGUGGUGGUGGAAAUGGCAUCUGGGAAUCAUUCUGUCCACCAAAAUAACCACCACCACCACCACUACUAACAACAAUACUAUCAUUUGGUGAUAGGGUGGGGAGUGGGGAAUUAAUCUGUCUACCUUCACUACCACCAUGAAAGCCAACAGCAGCAACACUAUGUCAAUAUUAUUAUUUGGUAGUGGUGACUGGAAAUUGUUCUGAUUGCCACCAUCACCUCCACCACUUUUACCAACAACUGUUAUAUUUGCUGGAGAUUGUGAUCAGAAAUCCUUCUGUAUCUACCCCCUCUCCCCCAACCCCCACUCCGCCACCAACAACACUACUUUGUUUGCUGCACUUUUUAAUAACAUUUCAUUGAAUUAUUGUUUUUCCUAAUUUUUUUGUUUUACCAACACCUCUCAGUUGGAUUAAGCUGUUAAAAGCUACCUAGUAGUUAUGAUGGUGUUAACUAUACAAGACUUCUUUUGCAUACAUGCAUGUGUGUGUUGUAAUAUAUUUUCUUUUCCUUCAUUCACAUAUCCUAAACAUUUGAUUUUGUUGAUCUUUUGAAAAAAGAAUUUCUCAUCAAACACACCUACACUGAUCAGUUGUCAUUCACAUUUCCUGUCCUGAUUCACUCAUGCGUCUUCUCUCUCCUUCUCUCUCUCUCUCUCUCUCUCUCUC
Messenger RNA from Octopus sinensis (East Asian common octopus), 2599 nucleotides. RefSeq names its product general transcription factor IIH subunit 1. Gene Ontology annotation, cellular component: transcription factor TFIIH core complex; transcription factor TFIIH holo complex. The transcript has 14 exons. The record is from RefSeq and is a predicted model, not a curated record. Gene Ontology annotation, biological process: transcription by RNA polymerase I; transcription by RNA polymerase II; nucleotide-excision repair. NCBI's taxonomy places the organism in Eukaryota, Metazoa, Mollusca, Cephalopoda, Octopoda, Octopodidae. The coding region runs from base 209 to 1879 and encodes 556 amino acids.